Molecule: messenger RNA, 6622 nt
Organism: Trematomus bernacchii (emerald rockcod)
Lineage: Eukaryota; Metazoa; Chordata; Actinopteri; Perciformes; Nototheniidae
Exons: 3
Coding region: 404-6193 (1929 amino acids)
Biological process (GO): DNA integration
Molecular function (GO): nucleic acid binding
Source: RefSeq, a predicted model, not a curated record
CCUAUUUCUAUGUUUAUAGAGUUGGGACAUGUUUUUUGGCUCAGAGUGAGCGCUCCUUGGUUUUGUUGGUUUGCUGGGGGCUUGUCAGAGUGAGCGCUUGCUGCUUUGCGAGGAUCUUUGUAAACGGAGCACGGAGAUCAACACAUGGAGAUCAACACAUGGAGCAGAGACGUCAUGUAAACUGUGUUCGUGUCUGUGAUGCUUGAGCCUUGGAGACUAUUUGUCUUUUUACAAAGUAAAAGAAGAACAGUAAAGUCAAGAAAGAAAACCAUGCAUCUUUAUUGGAGGACUUUUAAAUGUUAGCUAACUGUCUAGCUACGCAUAGGGAUACGCGCUGUAAGGGCAGAACAGUAAAAAGACAAGAGCACGGCGGGUUCAAGUAAUAGUACACUACACAGCCAACAUGAGUCUACGCUCAGGGAAAAACUAUAAUAAUGAAGACACCACUACGCACAAAGAAGCAAGUGGAGAACAGCAAGCAGAGACUGUGGAUCAAACAGCCAAGUGGCAAGAACAUCCUCAAGCCUCUGAUGCUAAGUCAUAUUCAUCCAGAGCAGCCUCUAGAUCGUCUCAGCGAUCAUCAGCAACAAGUUCGUCAGCCACGAAAGCCUAUGCCAAGGCAAAAGCAGCUCAUGCUCAAUUAGCUUAUGCUGAAAAAGAAGCUGACGUGAUGAAACAGAGGGCAGACCUGGAAAAGCAAAAAGCUGACUUUGACGCCAGUCUACAUCUGCUCCAGUGCCAAAGAGCUGCAGCUGCAGCUGAAGCUGAAGCUGCAGCUUAUGAAGAAGCAGAUGCUGAAAGCGUGAAGCUAAGUCGAGAACCCAUUGUUGAAGGUGAGCGCUUCAGUGCAGUCCAACGCACUUCCAAAUAUGUUCAAGCUCAGUCUCAGUACACCUGUUCCGGAACGCAUCAUACACAGGUAGCAGUGGAGGCACAGGAAAGAAAAAUAAAGACGUUUGAACCACCUCAAGCUAAGUCAGUCUACAAAGACUUAAAAAAUGAACCGACAUCAAAUACUUACCCUCACAGUACUCCGAAGCAUGCUGAUCAACAGUAUGAGUCACAAAGUGCACAAGACUUCGCAAGAUACCUCAUCAGAAAAGAAAUGGUGAGUGCAGGUCUUCUUCAAUUCGAUGACAAGCCUGAAAAUUACUGGUCGUGGAAAGCCUCCUUUAUAAGUGCCACUAAGGACUUGAAUCUCACAGCCAGAGAAGAGCUAGAUUUGAUGACUAAGUGGCUAGGGCCCGACUCCAUGCAACAAGCAAAGAGAAUUCGUGCAGUACACGUACUCAAUCCUGCAGCAGGUGUGAACAUGGUCUGGCAACGUCUUGAAGAGUGUUAUGGGGCGCCAGAGGUCAUUGAAGACGCACUGCUCAAGAAAAUAGAACACUUUCCGAAGCUCACCAACAAAGACAAUGCUAAACUGAGAGAACUCGGCGACAUUCUCCUCGAACUUGAGUGUGCUAAGGACGAAGGUGCUCUGCCAGGGCUUUCGUACCUGGAUACAGCUCGUGGGGUAAGAGAAAUAGUGGAAAAGCUUCCCUAUAAUCUGCAAGAGAGGUGGACCAGCAUUGGAAGCAAGUACAAGGAGGAUUACAGAGUAGCCUUCCCUCCUUUCUCUGUAUUCGCCAAGUUUGUCCAGCAACAAGCAAAGAUUAAGAACGAUCCAAGCUUUAUUAUAUCCACACCAAGCAACAAAGCCUCUGUGACUGUACACAAAACAGACAUCCCAGAAGAGCCAGCAGACACCCAAAGCAGUCCUACUUUUAAAAAAUUGGAUGAGCCAGAUCGCCAGUGUCCAAUUCACAAGAAGCCACACCCACUGAAAAAAUGUAAGCUCUUUAGAGAGAAAACUCUUGAAGACCGCAAAGCAUAUCUCAGAGACAAUCGCAUCUGUUAUAGAUGUUGCGGUUCUUUUCAACACAUGGCAAAAGAUUGCAAACUGACUGUCAAAUGCUUCGAGUGCAACAGUGACAGACACAUCGCCGCACUGCAUCCAGGCCCUCCUCCUUUAAACGCUCAGAGUGCUACGGCUGGGAAAGACGAAAGCGGGGAGCAAAGUGAAAGCUCAUCUUCAUCAGUGACCUCAAAGUGUACGGAGGUUUGUGGGGAGGGUUAUAGCUCACGCUCAUGUUCCAAAAUCAUCUUGGUGAAAGCAUAUCCUGCAGGGGAAAAGGAGAAGGCAAUGAAGAUGUAUGCAGUGUUGGACGAACAAAGUAACAAGUCACUAGCCAAGACAGAGUUCUUCAACCUCUUUGAAGUUAAAGGUAACUCCACUCCAUACACCCUGAACACCUGUUCUGGGAAGUCAGAGACUUCAGGUAGGAGAGCCGUUAAUUUUGUCAUUGAGUCUGUGGAGGGGAAAGUACAGCUUCCCUUACCACCCUUAAUUGAGUGUGACAUGGUGCCAGAUGAAAGAGCAGAAAUUCCCUCUCCAGAGAUUGCACUACAUCACCCACACCUACAGCCAGUUGCUAACAAGAUUCAUCCAGUAGAUCAAAACGCUCCUAUCCUUCUGCUCUUAGGGAGAGACAUCCUAAGGGUGCACAAAGUACGUGAGCAAAUCAAUGGACCGCACAAUGCACCUUACGCACAACGGCUAGACCUAGGCUGGGUCAUUGUGGGAGAAGUAUGCUUGGGGAUAGCUCACAAACCAUCAGAGGUCAAUGUCUACAAGACCAACAUACUGCACAACGGUCGCACAUCUUAUCUCAGUCCAUGUCCAAACAGUAUUCAUGUUAAAGAAGACUUCAGUGGCAUGACACAGCAUCCUAGUCUCACCUUCCCUGCAUGUAAGCAGAACACAGAUUGCACUGCGAUUACAGACAAUCUCGGGUGUUCGGUGUUCGUCAGGUCCAAAGAUGACAACAAGAUCGCACUCUCAAUAGACGACAAAGCUUUCCUUGCAAUCAUGGAUGCAGAGGUCUACCAAGACGAAGGAAACAGCUGGGUAGCUCCUUUACCAUUCAGCUCUCCUAGACGACGCCUUCCAAGCAACAGGGAACACGCGUUGAAACGUCUCUUCUCUUUACGAAAAUCUCUUGAGAAAAGGCCAGAAAUGAAAGAACAUUACAUCAAGUUCAUGCAAAAGAUGCUGGACAAUGACCAAGCUGAGUCUGCGCCACCUUUGGUCAAAGGAAAAGAACACUGGUACCUACCAACAUUCGGUGUGUAUCACCCACAAAAGCCAAACCAAAUACGAGUUGUGUUCGACUCAAGUGCUGAAUGUGAGGGAACAUCUCUAAACGAUGUGCUCCUUAGUGGACCAGACUUGAACAACACCCUGUUGGGAGUCCUGUUACGGUUCCGAAAAGAGCCCGUAGCCAUUACAGCUGAUGUGGAACAAAUGUUUUAUUGCUUUCUCGUACGUGAAGACCACAGGGAUUAUCUUCGGUACCUUUGGUAUGAAGACAACGACAUCACCAAACAAGUGGUUGAGUACAGGAUGAAAGUCCAUGUUUUCGGUAACAGCCCUUCACCUGCUGUAGCUAUCUACUGCAUGAGACAAGCAGCUAAAAAGGGCGAAAAAGAACAUGGUAUGGAUGCAAGACAGUACGUUGAGAGGCAGUUUUACGUGGAUGAUGGUCUCACCUCUGUUGCUACACCCGAAGAGGCAAUAGAUCUCCUCAAACGAACCCAGGAGAUGUUAGCAGAGUCCAACCUGCGACUGCACAAACUUGCAUCAAACAGAAACCAGGUAAUGAAAGCCUUUGCAGCAGAGGACAGGGCAAAAGACCUGAAGGAUCUGGACCUCGGUGUGGAUCCUCUCCCUUUGCAGAGAAGCCUUGGACUUUCCUGGAACCUGGAAACAGACAGUUUCACUUACCUGGUGUCCCGUGAAGAGAAACCAUUCACACGAAGAGGUGUGCUGUCAACUGUGAACAGUUUGUAUGACCCUUUGGGGUUUGUAGCUCCUAUAACAAUGAAAGGGAAAGCUCUAGUCCGAGAACUGUCAUCUGAACAGAGUGAGUGGGAUGCUCCUCUCCUCCCAAAAAUGGAAACAGAGUGGAACCAGUGGAAGGACUCACUGAAGGCUCUUGAAGAGCUGCACAUCAAGAGGUGUUACAUUCCAAUCUCACUUGCCUCAACACAGAGAAAGGAACUGUGCAUCUUCUCAGAUGCUUCCACUAUUGCCAUAGGAGCUGUGGCGUACUUGAGAGCUGCUGAUGUUGAAGGUCAUUAUCAUGUUGGAUUUGUCAUGGGGAAGUCAACAUUGGCACCUCGCCCUGCCCACACUGUUCCACGUCUGGAGCUCUGUGCAGCUGUGCUAGCUGUGGAACUUUACGAGCUGAUCCGAGAUGAGAUAGACAUUGAAGUAGAUGCAGUGAAGUUCUUCACUGACAGCAAGAUUGUGCUUGGAUAUAUACACAACUGCACAAGAAGGUUUUACAUGUAUGUUUCCAACAGAGUGACUCAGAUAAGGAGAUCCUCCAACCCAGACCAAUGGUUCUAUGUGCCAACAGACCUGAAUCCUGCGGAUCAUGCCACCAGGUCUAUACCUGCAGCUCAACUCCAACACAGCAGCUGGCUCCCAGGUCCGGCCUUCCUGUAUCAGGAUACAUCAGUAGAGACACUUGAACCUUACCUCUUCAGCCUUAUUGAGCCUGAAGCCGACAACGAGAUACGUCCUGAAGUGUCUACACUGGCAACCAAGGUAUCAGAGUUCAUGUUGAGCUCUCAACACUUUGAGCGAUGCUCAAGCUGGCAAAAGCUCUGUCAGAUCAUAGCCAGACUCAUUCAUGUUGCCGCUUCCUUCAAAAGCAAGGCUGACGAAGCAAGAAAGAAAGGAUGGGAAUGUUUCGGAGAAACAAUCAGCAUAAGUGAACUCUCACAAGCCAAGGUUUUGAUCAUCCGCUCUGUCCAGCACAAGGCCUUCAAAGAGGAAUUCAAAUGUCUUGAAGACGGACAGACUUGGUCCAAGCAAAACACACUUGAGAAGCUCAAUCCAUUUGUGGAUAAAGAUGGUCUUCUUCGUGUUGGAGGUCGUCUUUCAUUGGCUGAGCUGUCAGAAGAAGAAAAACACCCUCUGAUCAUUCCACGCAAUCAUCACAUCGCCACACUGCUUGUCAGAUACUUCCAUGAAAAAGUAGCUCACCAAGGGCGACACUUUACAGAAGGAGCUAUUCGAGCAGCUGGAUACUGGAUAGUUGGGAGUAAACAUCUGGUAUCUUCUGUCAUCCACAAGUGUGUUACCUGCCGCAAAUUGCGAGGAAGGUUGGAAGAUCAGAAGAUGGCGGAUCUGCCAGCUGACAGACUAACACCCGAACCUCCGUUCACCAAUGUUGGACUGGAUGUUUUUGGGCCGUGGUUGGUCAUGACACGACGCACAAGAGGAGGGGCUGCAGACAGCAAACGCUGGGCUUUGCUCUUCACAUGCAUGUCUACCAGAGCGGUGCAUAUUGAACUGAUUGAAUCCAUGUCAACAGACAGUUUUAUCAAUGCCUUAAGAAGAUUUUUCUCUGUUCGUGGUCCAGCAAAGCUCCUGCGCUCUGACAGAGGGACUAACUUCGUCGGGGCUUCAAAAGAGUUAAGGAUUAACACAGACGACACAUUAAUCAGGAAGUACCUCCAGGAGAAAGGAUGCUCUUGGGUUUUCAACCCCCCUCAUGCCUCCCACAUGGGUGGUUCCUGGGAGCGGCUCAUCGGAGUAGCCAGGCGCAUUCUGGAUGCAAUGUUGCUUCAGACGGGAUCAGUACGUCUUACACAUGAGGUUUUGAGCACUUUCAUGGCAGAGGUGAUGGCGAUCAUCAACGCAAGACCCCUUGUGUCUGUGUCUACUGACCCAGAUAUGCCUGCAGUUCUAACCCCCUCAAUGCUCCUGACUCAAAAAAUGAGUGCAGUUUCAGCACCUCCUGGAAACUUCGAUACAGCUCAGUUGUUCGGAAAGCAAUGGAAGCAAGUUCAGUGCCUUGCCGACACCUUUUGGAAGAGAUGGAAAGGAGAGUAUCUGUCUACUCUGCAGAGCCGCAGGAAGUGGACGCAAGACAAGCCGAACGUCAAAGAAGGAGACGUCGUCCUUCUCAAAGACAGUCAAGCCCAUAGGAACGAAUGGCCAAUGGGAUUGGUUGUUAAGACUUUUCCAAGCAGUGACAAGAGGGUCCGCAAAGUAGAAGUGCGGAUUGUGAAGGACGGGACAGCCAAGGUGUUCCUUAGGCCUGUAACAGAAAUUGUUGUCCUUCUUGCAGAGUCUUAGAGAAAGAACUCUUAAUAUGUUGUUUUCAGUGGACAUUCCCUUUCAAGUUCAAUUGUAUUUGUCGUGAUAUAAUGUUAUUAUCUCAAGCGGGGAGUGUGCUGCCUAUUUCUAUGUUUAUAGAGUUGGGACAUGUUUUUUGGCUCAGAGUGAGCGCUCCUUGAUUUUGUUGGUUUGCUGGGGGCUUGUCAGAGUGAGCGCUUGCUGCUUUGCGAGGAUCUUUGUAAACGGAGCACGGAGAUCAACACAUGGAGAUCAACACAUGGAGCAGAGACGUCAUGUAAACUGUGUUCGUGUCUGUGAUGCUUGAGCCUUGGAGACUAUUUGUCUUUUUACAAAGUAAAAGAAGAACAGUAAAGUCAAGAAAGAAAACCAUGCAUCUUUAUUGGAGGACUUUUAAAUGUUAGCUAACUGUCUAGCUACGCAUAGGGA